UGAAACCCCAAACGCCGACCUGGUCCGUUUGAUCUGUUUCUCAGUCGUACCCGGAAGUCCCAUAUGCUGCGCCUCUGGGUUAAGGCGGUAGAAACUGUGCGGACAGACCGUCGCUAGCUUACAGUUGAUAAACGAAUUUAGCUACAAUGGGUUUGCCAUCUAGGUGUUGCUGACCUCCUAUGGAAGUGGACCUCCUCCCUCCAGAAGCGCCAUGCGAGGGUAUCACUCCAAGCUGGACUCAUCCUCUUCUGCUGGGGGUACGGGUGGCUCCAUGCCCCUGAGCCUGGCCGUGGAGACGGAGAAAGCCCAGGCAUUGCUCCAGACCUUCUCCUCUGCCUCCCUACUGGCCAGCACUGCGCUGGGGGCCUUCUGUGUGCUAGCUGACCACGUCAUGCAGCUGACCCUACUCCAACAGCACCUGUGGCUGCGGGCAGUGCUGGACAACACCGUCCAUUGUCUGAUAGGCCUCUGGUCCUGGGCUAUCGUCAUUGGCCUCAAGAAGAAGAGUGACUUCUAUGAAGUUAUCUUAGCAGGGAUACUGGCCUCUGUUAUAGACCUGGAUCACUUCUAUAUGGCUGGCUCUCUGUCGCUCAAAGCAGCCACCAGCCUGCCCCACCGCCCCCCCCUCCACUGCUCCUCUCUAAUCCCAGUCCUCUGCUUCUCUCUGAGGCUGGUGCUGUGGCUGGGCAGGCUAAAGGACUCGUGGUGCUCUCUACCCUGGCUGCUGUUUAUCUCCCUGGCCUCACACCACAUCCGAGACGGGGUCCGCCAUGGCCUGUGGGUGUGUCCGUUCGGCAACACGGCCCCCAUCUCAUAUUGGCUGUAUGUGAGCAUCACAGCCACCCUGCCACACCUGUGCUCUGUGCUCAUGUACCUGACAGGAACUCGAGACGUGAUCUCCACCAAGCACGGCAUCGCCAUUGACAUCUGAUGGAAGGAAGGGCCAACACUACGCCUCCCUAAUAGCACUCUAUUCCCUAUAUAGUGCACUACUAUUGGCCAGAACCCUAUUCCCUAUAUAGUGCACUACUAUUGACCAGAACCCUAUUCCCUAUAUAGUGCACUACUAUUGGCCAGAACCCUAUUCCAUAUGUAGUGCACUACUAUUGACUAGAACCCUAUUCCCUAUAUAGUGCACUACUAUUGGCCAGAACCCUAUUCCAUAUGUAGUGCACUACUAUUGACCAGAACCCUAUUCCCUAUAUAGUGCACUACUACAGACCAGAGCCCUAUUCCCCAUAUAGUGAAUAGGGCUCUGGUCAAUAGUAGUGCACUAUAUAGGGAAUAGGGUUCUAUAGGGAUCUGGUCUAAAGUAGUGCACUAUAUAGGGAAUAGGGCUCUGGUCUAAAGUAGUGCACUAUAUAGGGAAUAGGGUUCUAGUCUAAAGUAGUGCACUAUAUAGGGAAUAGGGCUCUGGUCUAAAGUAGUGCACUAUAUAGGGAAUAGGGUUCUAUAGGGAUCUGGUCUAAAGUAGUGCACUAUAUAGGGAAUAGGGCUCUGGUCUAAAGUAGUGCACUAUAUAGGGAAUAGGGUUCUAGUCUAAAGUAGUGUACUAUGAAGGGAAUAAGGUGCCAUCUGGUACACCGGUAAACCCCACAAUGCCUCAGCCUCACUCGUCUAUUUUCUUCACCCCAUGGGAGUGAUCACGUCUUCUUCCUCCACCACCCCCCCACUAAACUGCCCCCUCCCUCCCUCCUCUAGUCCGUCACUCUCAGGCUGGGAGGCUGUGUCCUGUGUGACUGUCAGUGCAGUAGUGUGUGGAAGUGCUUGAUGUCGAGCUGUGAGGUAUCUUAUAGCCUUGUAAUUACCAGACUGAUUACUGCUGUGCUGUCAGUGCAGCUAAGCAGAAUGUAGGGAGGAGUCGGAUGGUUGUACGAGGGUAUUUUACUGACGGGGUCAAAGGGAAAGGCGACAUUCUAAUUCUCUACUCUUCUCCUGAAGUGUCCACUUGGAUGGAAUGGAAGGUCCUAGGGAGCAGAGCAGUACAUUAUGAAGCUGAAGGUCCUAGGGAACAGAGCAGUACAUUAUGAAGCUGAAGGUCCUAGGGAACAGAGCAGUACAUUAUGAAGCUGAAGGUCCUAGGGAACAGAGCAGUACAUUAUGAAGCUGAAGGUCCUAGGGAACAGAGCAGUACAUUAUGAAGCUGAAGGUCCUAGGGAACCGAGCAGUACAUUAUGAAGCUGAAGGUCCUAGGGAACAGAGCAGUACAUUAUGAAGCUGAAGGUCCUAGGGAACCGAGCAGUACAUUAUGAAGCUGAAGGUCCUAGGGAACCGAGCAGUACAUUAUGAAGCUGAAGGUCCUAGGGAACCGAGCAGUACAUUAUGAAGCUGAAGGUCCUAGGGAACAGAGCAGUACAUUAUGAAGCUGAAGGUCCUAGGGAACAGAGCAGUACAUUAUGAAGCUGAAGGUCCUAGGGAACAGAGCAGUACAAUAAGAAGCUGAAGGUCCUAGGGAACAGAGCAGUACAAUAAGAAGCUGAAGGUCCUAGGGAACAGAGCAGUACAUUAUGAAGCUGAAGGUCCUAGGGAACAGAGCAGUACAUUAUGAAGCUGAAGGUCCUAGGGAACAGAGCAGUACAUUUCUAAGUGUUUGUUAUUGGUGGAGCCUCCAGUUGCUGCCUGAUGUUAAGUGAUGAUGUAGUACUCAUUAGGUGAUGGCAUGUUUUAACAUGAGUUUUUAUCUAUAUAAUCGAGAGAAGAUGACAUUUGGAGAGACGCUGUUUAAACAUUCCUUUAAUAUGUUCCUACUUUGUGAUCAUAAUAUUUGAGUUGUAUUAGUCGGUGUUCUGAUGAGGGUGAACAGCUGUGGGUAUAUUCACUAGGUACUGAACGGAGUAAGACAGGUUUAAAACAGGCCCGGGAUUUAACCUGAACUUGUUUAAAAAUAAACACUUGUUUUUUUUUUUGUUGCUAAACUUGUUGCUUUGCAAAAUAUUUCGCUAAAUUGUGCACUAUGAAUAUACUGUGGCUGUGUGCUGCAGUUUGACCACCUGGCCUGCAGAGGGCAUCAAUGAGUCAACUUAUUAUACACUCUUAUGUUUAACCAUAUGUCAUGUCCAUUAUCAUUAUGCAUCAAGAUAAUCAUUGCUGCGGUCUUUAUUCACAGUGUACUGAAUGAAAUAUGUUUCAUAAUUCACAUGCAUUUGAUUUGUUUGAAUAUUAUAUCUUGAAUUAGAAUUUUAAAUGUUAAGUACACUACACUGACCAAAAGCAUGUGGACACCUGCUCGUCCAACGUCUCCUUCCAAAAUCAUGGGCAUUAAUAUGGAGUUGGUCCCCUCUUCGCUGCUAUAGCAGCCUCUUCUGGGAAGGCCUUCCACUAGAUGUUGGAACAUUGCUGUGGGGACUUGCUUCCAUUCAGCCACAAGAGUAUUAGUGAGGUUGGGCACUGAUGUUGGGUGAUUAGGCCUGGCUCGGAGUCGGCGUUCCAAUUAAUCUGAAAGGUGUUUGAUGGGGUUGAGGUCAGGGUUCUAUGCAGGCCAGUCAAGUUCUUCCUCACCACUCUGGACAAAUCAUUUCUGUAUGAACUUCUCUUUGUGCACGGGGGGGCAUUGUCAAGCUGGAACAGGAAAUGGUCUUCCCCAAACCCUUGAAGCUUCAGACAAACAGUUCUUAACAUGACGUUGCUUCCAGAGGCAGUUUGGAACUCUGUAGUGGGUGUUGCAACCGAGGACAGACGAUGCUUCAGCACUCGGCGAUCCCGUUCUGUGAGCUUGUGUGGCCUACCACUUCACAGCUGAGCCGUUGUUGCUCCUAGACGUGUCCGCUUCACAAUACAGCACUUCCAGUCACCCGGGGCAGCUCUAGCAGGGCAGAAAUUUGACGAACUGACUUGUUGGAAAGGUGGCAUCCUAUGACUGCUCUACUGGCAGUGUUUGUCUAUGGAGAUUGCAUGGCUGUGUGCUCAAUUAUUAAUUAUUUUAAUACAGUUCUGAACGGGUGUGGCUGAUGUAGCCAAAUCCACUAAUUUAAAGGGGUGUCCACAUACUUUUGUGUAUAUAUAUAGUGUAUAUCUUAUUUUGAUAUUGGUACCUUGUGUUGUAAAGACUGGAUGGAUUCAAAGUUGUUCUUUUUCCAAAAUAAAUCUGUGCCCUGGACCACU
This is a messenger RNA of Oncorhynchus kisutch (coho salmon), 4101 nucleotides long. It is a transcript of the gene tmem267, whose product is annotated as transmembrane protein 267. Bases 212 to 931 code for a protein of 239 amino acids. Lineage: Eukaryota; Metazoa; Chordata; Actinopteri; Salmoniformes; Salmonidae. The transcript has 3 exons. The record is from RefSeq and is a predicted model, not a curated record.